AUGCGUUACGAGACCUCCAAUCGGACAAUAGUGAUUCUCCCCACCGACAAGGGCAAGGGCACCGUGGUGCUCAACAAAACCGACUAUGAGAAAAAGAUGGAAGAAAUUUUUGAUGACCCGGCCCAUUUUGUGAAGCUCCAGCACGACCGGACGCUCAAAACAGAACGUUCGCUCGUUGGCCAUCUCCGUGAUCUGAAGAAAAAAAGGCGAAUUGAUGACCCCACCUACCGACAUCUGUUCUCAUCCGACGCCUCGAUUCCCAGGGCUUACGGACUUCCGAAUGUACAUAAACCGCAGUGCCUCCUACGACCCAUUGUCUCCUUCAUUGGAUCGCCUACUCAUAAUCUUUCAAAAUUCUUGGUUCAACUCAUCACACCGGUAACUGAAAAGAGCGGACUGACUGUUCGUAAUUCCAGCGAGUUCGUGGAGCUUACUCGAGAACUGACGAUGGAUCACGACGACGUCAUGGUGUCCUUCGACGCUGUGUCUCUCUUUACUAACGUUCCGACAGAUGUGGCGAUUGCAGUGGCUCAGACCCAUUUCGCCUUCCGAGGACAAGUGUACCAUCAGAUUGCUGGCUGCCCUAUGGGUAGCCCCGUGUCGGUGACCAUGGCGAACCUCGUCAUGGAGCACCUAGAGAUGACCGCGUUGCAGAGGACACGCCAUAAGAUCAAGUUCUACAGACGAUAUGUCGACGACACCUUCGUCAUUUUCAAUCAAGAACACGUGAACAACUUUCUUUCUACCUUAAAUGAUGUUGAGCCCGGCAUUCAGUUCACGUACGAAGUCGAGCAGGAUAACCGGCUGCCCUUCUUGGAUGUUGACGUACGAAGAUGUCAGAAUGGCAAGUUAGAAACUAGCAUUCACCGUAAAUCUUGUGACACCGAAAAUUUCUUGAACUUUGAAUCCCACCAUCUUAUCGAACAUAAACGAAGUGUCGUUAGAAGUCUUCUUCGAAGGCCCGACAAUUUCACUUCGACCCCUGAACUCCGCGCAGAAGAGGAGGCAACUAUUACCAUGUCUCCGGCUAAACGCGGCUAUCCCAAACAACGAAAGAUGGAAGUCACUGAAGAGGUUAGCCAGCUGUAG
Molecule: messenger RNA, 1089 nt
Organism: Ornithodoros turicata
Lineage: Eukaryota; Metazoa; Arthropoda; Arachnida; Ixodida; Argasidae
Exons: 2
Coding region: 1-1089 (362 amino acids)
Source: RefSeq, a predicted model, not a curated record